Molecule: messenger RNA, 351 nt
Organism: Lentinula edodes (shiitake mushroom)
Lineage: Eukaryota; Fungi; Basidiomycota; Agaricomycetes; Agaricales; Omphalotaceae
Product: tabtoxin resistance protein
Exons: 4
Coding region: 72-269 (65 amino acids)
Molecular function (GO): acyltransferase activity, transferring groups other than amino-acyl groups
Source: RefSeq, a predicted model, not a curated record
AUGCGAAACAUCGGGCGGAGGUAGGCAAACUGAUUGUCGGAAGAGAGCAUAGGAAACGAGGGAUAGGAAAGAUGUUGCUUGAUCGCAUGGAGGACGAAGCUCGAAAACACGGUCGGAAAAUACUGGUCCUUGAUACCGAAACUGGUUCCGGCGCUGAAUUGUUCUAUGAACGUCUGGGAUAUUCAAAGGCCGGUGUGAUUCCAGACGCUAGCCUGGCUCCGGAUGGGAAACGAUAUACCAGCUACACGUACUUCUAUAAGAGGUUGUGAAGGAAAAUACUUUUGUAAAGACUAUUUCAAACUGGUUCUACAUACAAUGCAUUCUGUUACACUGAUAGCUCGUGACGGUAUG